AUGAAACCACUGUAUUUACUCUUGGGCCUUUGGGUUCUUGGAGGAUGUUUCCUGUCUGGUGAGUGCCACAGAGGCCCCAGAGGACGACACGAUCCUAGAGGACCACCACCUCCUCCUCCCCAUCCCUUUGGUCCAGGAUUCGGUGGACCACCCCCUCCUCCCUUUGGUCCAGGAUUCAGUGGACCACCCCCUCCUCCCUUUGGCCCUGGGUUUGGUAGACCACCCCCUCCUCCCUUUGGUCCUGGAUUCGGUGGACCACCCCCUCCUCCCUUUCGUCCUGGGUUUGGUAGACCACCCCCUCCUCCCUUUGGUCCAUAUCCACCUGCACAACCCAGACCUCCAACCAAUCCUCCUCUCACUCCACCUCCUCCCCCAAUACAAGCAAAUAUAACACCUAGUGCCAAUAUAUCCCUAACUACUACUGCUGCUGCCCCAAAUGCCACUGAUGAUUUUCUGAGCUGGUGGGAAAGAUUAAUUUCCCUUUGGCAGCAAGGAUGAGAAUAUUCCAGAGCACUUUUGAAAUUUUGGAUAAAUAAUCUUCAAAGGCUUAAGAAACAACCCCUUCCCAAGCAUUAUACAAAUUGAAAAUAAAGAGCUGAGCAGCAUU
Messenger RNA from Peromyscus leucopus (white-footed mouse), 607 nucleotides. RefSeq names its product submaxillary gland androgen regulated protein 3A (gene Smr3a). Lineage: Eukaryota; Metazoa; Chordata; Mammalia; Rodentia; Cricetidae. Gene Ontology annotation, molecular function: endopeptidase inhibitor activity. The record is from RefSeq and is a predicted model, not a curated record. Gene Ontology annotation, biological process: regulation of sensory perception of pain. Bases 1 to 498 code for a protein of 165 amino acids. The transcript has 2 exons.